This is a messenger RNA of Endocarpon pusillum Z07020, 3804 nucleotides long. RefSeq lists its product as uncharacterized. NCBI's taxonomy places the organism in Eukaryota, Fungi, Ascomycota, Eurotiomycetes, Verrucariales, Verrucariaceae. The record is from RefSeq and is a predicted model, not a curated record. Gene Ontology annotation, molecular function: protein binding; catalytic activity. Bases 1 to 3804 code for a protein of 1267 amino acids. The transcript has 3 exons. Gene Ontology annotation, biological process: nucleoside metabolic process.
AUGGAGGAAUCGCCUCGAUCUUUUAUACGCGCCGACUAUACUGUUGGCUGGAUAUGCGCGCUACCGAUAGAGCUCAGCGCAGCACGGAGGAUGUUAGACGAAAAGCACCCUGACCUACCAAAGAAGGCAGGCGACGAGAACCAUUAUUGUUUGGGGCGUAUAGGAUGCCACAACAUCGUUCUUGCCUGCCUUCCCGCCGGCGGAAUUGGCAACAACUCCGCCGCAACUGUGGCAAAAGACAUGAUGCGCAGUUACAAGUCCCUCAAGGUAAACCUGCUCGUUGGCGUUGCGGCUGGCGCUCCAGGAGAGAGUAACGAUAUCCGGCUUGGAGACAUCAUUGUCAGCAAACCCGAUGGGACUCACGGCGGAGUGGUACAGUAUGAUUUUGGCAAAAGGUUGGAGGGGGGUCGUUUUCAACGUACAGGAUCGCUUGACAAGCCGCCUCGGUUUCUGCUACAAGCGAUAGCAGUUAUACAAGCUACCCACGAGGGCGAAAAACCGAAGUUCCACGAGUUCAUCUCAAAGACAACAGCAGCAUAUCCCAACUUUACGCCACCCAGCAGAGAGUCCGACAUCCUAUUCAAAACGACAUACAGCCAUAAGGAGGGUGAGAAAACGUGCAUCAAGUGCGAUCCACAGUGUAUCGUGCCGCGAGAAGCCCGGCCUGACGAUUCUCCAUUAGUACACUACGGCAACAUUGCCUCCGGUAAUCAGGUCAUAAGGGACGCUCCUUUUCGGGACAGUAUAGCUAAAGAAGAGAAGAUCAUCUGCUUCGAGAUGGAGGCGGCCGGAUCGAUGGACAACUUUAGAUGCCUGGUGAUACGAGGCAUCUGUGACUACGCAGACUCCCAUAAGAAUAAGCAUUGGCAGAAGUACGCCGCCGUAGCUGCAGCUGCGUUCGCGAAAGAAUUGCUGUUAACAAUCCCGGAGGAGGAAGUUCAAGUAGCGCGACCAGAGAAAAUAGCGCCAGCGGUUGAGGCCACCGGCAAUGAGCAUUGGCUUGUUCCGCGUGCUGCCAGUGAUCUGUUCACCGGCCGAAAAUGCACCAUGGAAAAAUUGGAGCAGUGCGUCCUACCUGCAACAGGGAACAAGAACCCCAAACAGCGACGGUUCGUUCUUGUUGGCACUGGUGGCAUGGGUAAGAGCGAAGUAUGUCUGAAGUUCGCGGAGAGAUGUCGCAACAGAUUCUGGGGCGUGUUCUGGAUUGAUGCAAGUUUUGAAGAGAGUGCUAAGCGGGGUUUUAUCGACAUUGCUGAGCAUUGCGGCGUGUCAGCGAAAAGCAUCGAAGGAGUCAGAUCGUGGCUUUCGAGCGUUGAGCGAUCCUGGCUGCUUAUAUUAGAUAACGCAGACGACGCCGAAGUCGACUAUUCCAAGUACUUUCCGCCGGGUAAAGCGGGGAGUGUCCUUGUGGCGACACGUGAACCAAACUACUCGUUUCUCAACACGGUGGGAUGGGAGAAGUUAGAGGGCUUAGACAAGGGUGACGCUGAAGAGCUCCUCUUCAAAGCUACAGGAAUUCAACAGGAUAAUUGGCAAGAAAGACGAGGUGCAGCUGAAAGAGUGGUCAAGACCUUGGGUUUUUGCCCACUUGCAAUCGUUCAGGCCGGAGCCUACAUACGUGGGGGUUACUGUGCACUUGAGCAAUUCCCUGAAGAAUACUCCCGCUGCAGUCAGAAGCUGAUGCGACCCAGGCCAGAAACAAGGGAGGCCUCUGAGGCUAACCUAUGCACCACCUUUGAGCUUUGUGCCAAAACACUCGAGACGUCCGACAAACCGGAAGCCGCCUAUGCCCGAGACUUGCUCCAUAUGCUAGCACUUCUUCACUCCGAAGAUGUUGCAGAGACGGUUUUUGAAGAAGCAUGGAGGUACAGUCAAACACGCAGAAGUCCGCCCUCUGAUGAAUUAGAUAGAGGAUUGUAUCUCUCCACAUCACAGGUGUCUCGUGUCCAAUCUCUUACCUUCAUUAAACAAGGCUCUCCGGUCAAUCCUAACGGUGUACCUUUGCGCCAAGCUCGCAAUCUUCUGGUUUCUCUCCGUUUUGUGGCAUUUGAUGAUAGAAAGUGUGCGAUAUCAGUGUAUCGGCCGGUACACGAAUGGCUCAGACGUCGAAUGGACCAGGCACAUUAUCAAGAGACAUGGCUGGAUGCCGGGUCGAUUCUGGCUCUUGCCACGCAAGAAAAGAGGUCGAACAAGGGAUUCUCCAAACAUCUGCUACAAGUGGAAGCAUACUUCAGUCGCCCUCGCAACAACUUCUUUGCAAGCCACAGCAAAAUCGACGCGAUUCGAGCCUUUUACUGGCUGGUUUGGAACCUCAAAGAACGUCAGGCUUUCCCAGUGGCGGGGUCCCUCGCCCGAGUAAUCUUUGAAGCGGCACGUGAUGGGGCCUUCGCGCCGGACUGCUCAGAGUUGAUGGCCCUGCAAUUUCUAUAUGGCAGCUGCCUCCAAGAGGAUGGAGACAAUGACUCAGCGGUAUCACUGCUUACACAGAUGUUCGAAAAGGGAAAGGCUGGGCUACCUGCGGCGCAGCCAUAUCUCCGCCAGGCAGAGAAGCAGCUUGCCAGGUGCCACGGAAACAAGGGGUUUGACAAGGCAAUCAGGGUGUUCAAAGAGAUUGUAGAUUCUCAGAAAACCCAAUCACAUGCUCAGCAGGGAGAACACCCAGCACCACAAGACGGGUAUCAUCAGUUAGUGAAGGCCGUAGACGAGUUCCUCAAGGUUCAGAAAAGCACUUUACCACAGAAGCAUAUCAAUCAGCGAGCGGCAAAAACCGAGCUUAUCAAAGCCGACAUGGACGGGACACGGCUUGAGAAAGCAGCAAAGCUACUAGGAAAGAUCAUCGAAACCCCGACAGAUGUGUUACUACCUGAGCACCCAGACCGGCAAGAGUCGCAAUUUUUGCUUGCGAAAAUCCACGGGACAAGGCGAGAGCUUGGGAGGUCGGCAAAGCUUCUCGAGGACCUGGUCCAGGCUCAGAGGACCAAACUAUCGGCUGACGACCCCAGUCGCCUGGCUACAGAGCACGAGCUUGGGACAACAUACACAGACAAAGGCCGCUAUAAAAAGGCGAUAGAGCUCCUCGCAGAAGUCGUGAAGAGGGAGAAGACUUCGCCUGUCGCCCAGCCAUCUGAUCGCGUCAUAUCACAGCACGAGCUCGCAAGAGCCUACAGCGGCGCUGGCCAGUACGACAAAGCCGCGAAGCUGCUGGAACGUAUCACCAAGAUUGAUGAGGAGACCUUAUCCUUCGACCACCCCGAUCGAUUGGCAUCUAGAAUUGCGCUUGCACAAGCCUAUAGAGGCAUAGGAAAGCCGAGAAUAUCAAUAGAUCUGCUGCGGAAAAUAGCCGAAAUCUGCAAGUCCAGCGCACAAGUUGAUGACGAGACUCAUGUCACAGCUUUGCAGGAGCUUGCAUUGGCAUAUUCCGAUGAGGAACAGCACAAGGAAGCGCUGGAUGUCAUGAAAAAGGCUAUCAAGAUCCAGAAGGCUACACUACCUCCUCGGCACCCGGCACUUCUGCAGUCGCGCCGCUGGCUAAAGCAACUCGAGUUUGCUGUCGCAGGUGAUGCGAAACAGGAGCCUACCAUGCCGCCAACAUCGCCAUCCAAUUCCAUCAUCUCCCCCAUUGGAUAUGGCGGCGUUGGCGCCACGCAUCAAAUAAAAUCAGCCAAGAAAUCACCAAAACCAGAACCAAACAAAGUCCAGAGUCUUCAGAGGCCUGCAACGCCGGCCACCCCACCACCGCCAUAUACCCCAAUACAACCAGCCAAGAAAACCCCCCAAGCCAGGACCAAAACCGGUUCACACUAG